This is a messenger RNA of Manihot esculenta (cassava), 1135 nucleotides long. RefSeq names its product heavy metal-associated isoprenylated plant protein 23. Bases 359 to 823 code for a protein of 154 amino acids. Lineage: Eukaryota; Viridiplantae; Streptophyta; Magnoliopsida; Malpighiales; Euphorbiaceae. Gene Ontology annotation, molecular function: metal ion binding. The record is from RefSeq and is a predicted model, not a curated record. The transcript has 2 exons.
AAAAGAAACACAUCUGAGAAAGAAAAAUAAUAAUAAUAAUAAUAAUAAUUCCUGUUUGUUAGAAGGCAAGAAAAGAAUCCAUUAUCAUUUUUAUUUGCAGGGAAGUUCCUGGUAACUUCUCUUUGGUAGCUGCUCACAGUUGUAAUUUGUUUUAUGAUGCUAUAAAAUUUUCACCUUUCUUGCUUCUUAUCACAAACCCACUUCCUAUCUUCAUUCAAUCUUCCAUUCCUUGAUUUUUCCUUUGAAAUUACUAUCUGGGUUUUUGUUAGUUUCUGUGAAGCUCAUAAAUUUUGCACUGAAACUUUUGAUUCUGUACUUGUUUGAGAAGUCUCUUUUUGUUAGAUCAUAAUAUCAAAAGAUGGGUGUUGGAGGAACUUUGGAGUAUUUAUCUUAUUUGAUAACAAGCAGUGGCCAUAAACACAAGAAGAAGAAGAAGCAACUACAGACUGUAGAGCUUAAGGUGAGGAUGGACUGUGAUGGCUGUGAGCUCAAGGUCAAGAAUGCUCUCUCUUCAUUAAGUGGAGUUAAGAAGGUAGAGAUAAACAGGAAACAGCAGAAAGUGACUGUAACUGGUUAUGUAGAUUCAAACAAGGUUUUGAAGAAGGCAAAGGCAACAGGAAAAAAAGCUGAGAUAUGGCCUUAUGUUCCUUACAAUUUAGUGGCUCAGCCUUACAUUGCUCAGGCUUACGACAAGAAGGCACCACCUGGUUAUGUCAGAAAUGUAGAAACCACUGCAACCACUGGGACUGUGACUAGAUAUGAUCAGGACCCAUAUAUCUCCAUGUUUAGUGAUGACAAUCCAAAUGCCUGCUCCAUCAUGUAGUGAAUCAUUUUCUGUCUUACCCAUCAGAGUCACCAUUGUAAAAUUUCCAGCUAUGUUUUUCUUUUUUUUUUGGGAUUUUGUUGUUAGAUUUUGAUUAGUGAGUUCUUGGAUAUUUUCCUGGUUUGCUUUCUGGAGUCUGCAGCAGUUUCUGUUUUUACCUAUCAUGGCCUUUGUGAAAUGUCCAAAUCAGUAGUCUGUAAUUUUGCUGGAGUGGUUCGGGUGGUGGGCCAAACUCCAAAUUUUCAAAAAUGGGUUUACGUGUGGUGAAAUAUAAAUCCUGUGGGAUGUUAGAGGCUCCUGUAUAUUUAGUAA